GUCAAUCGCUCGCGCGGUGUUACGACCUGGCCGGUACGGACGCGCGAGGCCAUGUUUCUGUGCAGAGUGGCCGGGCAAAGGUGUGCGCCUCUGGCUGCAAAGUCCCUUACACGCCUUGAAAACCUCCGCAGAGGUGUAGUUCCUUGGAGACUUAUGUCGUCAGUUCCUGGUGGCUCAGGCAAGAACUGGGUUUAUGCAAUCCUGUGUGGUGGAGCGUUCACUGGCGCCAUGGCUUACACCUAUAGCACGGUGUCUUCAGACAGUGCCCGCUUUGCUGACAGGAUCAGCGAGAUCCAGACAAGGCCUAAGAGCGAGUGGCAGCCGAAACCCUGGCGGCCCAAAAGAGGUGACGAGGCACAGGUGGUAGAGGCUGCAGCCAGGGCUGUCGGAGAGGAGGCCGGGCUUGUUGAACUAGCUGCAGAAGAUGCUAUAGAGGAGGUAGAGACUCCAGUGGAGGUGGUUGCUGAAGCCAUUACUGAGGCAGCAGAGGUGGUUGCCGAGGUGGCUACAGUCGUUGAGGAAGUAGCCGAAGAGGUGGCAGCAGUGGCUCAGGAAGUGGAGGGGAUAGCGGAGAAAGUGGAAAUGGCGGCAGAGGCUUUCGAAGCUCCCAAGCUCCUUGCUGAGGAGACCAUUGUUGUGGAGGAAGUAGACACUGCUGCUCUGGAGGAGCCUACAGGCAAGAGCAGUGGUACACCUGCAGCCUCACCUGUGAAGGCGGAGUCAGCAGAGGCUAAUGCAGAGUGCUAAAGUAGCCAGUCGGGCAGACACAUGCAUGUGCAUGUUCACGUGCACGCACACACACAUACAUACAUGUACAUGUUCACGUGCACGCACACACA
Electrophorus electricus (electric eel) is the source of this 839-nucleotide messenger RNA. RefSeq names its product mitochondria localized glutamic acid rich protein a (gene mgarpa). Lineage: Eukaryota; Metazoa; Chordata; Actinopteri; Gymnotiformes; Gymnotidae. Gene Ontology annotation, biological process: anterograde axonal transport. The record is from RefSeq and is a predicted model, not a curated record. Gene Ontology annotation, cellular component: mitochondrion.